AUGUCUGAUUCACACACAACAACUACUACGACUGUUACAUCUGAAGAGAGUGAUCAAACAUCUGAAGAAUGUACCUUGUGUUCACAAAAGUACAUUGAUCAGAAGAAGGCUAUUGUAGCAAUACUAAGGAAACGAUAUAAGUUGUUUGAUAAAACUGUACUGAAUACAUUCCAGUAUAUUGAUGAUCAUGACGAUACAACUCAAGUUGGAGAGAGACUAAACUUGGUCAAAGUGCUCACAAUAGUUGGACUGCUAUUCCCUUCCUUUGUGACUAGGAACAAUACAUUGGACCAAAGAGCAUUCUUUAGAGUACUGUAUCUCUUUCCUCAUUAUGAUUAUGUUGUUGAACAUGGAGAUCAAUCAUCGACAUCAUCACAUGCUCCAUUCAUUCUGAGGCAUGACACUACAACCAAGUUACCAGACGAUCACUCCAAUGUGCCACCAAUCAACAUCGAUGACAAUGGUGGCAAGUUACCAUUGUACGUCAUCAGACAUCGAGCAAACUACAAGGAGCAUCCAAAUCAAAAUCAAGAUCAAGAUCAAGAUCAAGAUCAAGAUACAUCAUCCAACUCAGAGAACGACGAUGAAAGCUCGUGA
This is a messenger RNA of Acytostelium subglobosum LB1, 597 nucleotides long. RefSeq lists its product as hypothetical. The record is from RefSeq and is a predicted model, not a curated record. Bases 1 to 597 code for a protein of 198 amino acids. The transcript is spliced from 2 exons. Lineage: Eukaryota; Evosea; Eumycetozoa; Acytosteliales; Acytosteliaceae.